Molecule: messenger RNA, 1199 nt
Organism: Tripterygium wilfordii
Lineage: Eukaryota; Viridiplantae; Streptophyta; Magnoliopsida; Celastrales; Celastraceae
Product: stromal cell-derived factor 2-like protein
Exons: 6
Coding region: 280-933 (217 amino acids)
Source: RefSeq, a predicted model, not a curated record
CUCUCUCUCAACCCGAAAACAGAUUUACAGAUCCAUCGCAACCUCUCGAACGAAAAGAGAGAAUAAUCGGUAGUUCAUCUCGCUCUCUCUGCGUGUGUGGAUGUUGAGACUUGAGAGCUUCUAAUCGUGGCUUCUUCAGGGUCGGAUUCGCUCCAUCGGAGAAAAUCGAAACCUUCCUCCUCUCCGGCUUCAUCUUCUGCUCCGACUAGGAUCGUGUACAGGGAGUCAAGAGAUUUCCCUUUCUGGCAGCAGAACUGGUUUAUCGGAUUACUCUUUGUAAUGGCUCUCGGCUUCUUCGCCCUCGCUAUCUUUCUCUUCCUCAACCUCGAUGUCGAUAACGGCUCCUUCUCCUCCGCAUCCGCAGCUUCCUCCACCGAAGGUGUCGAGAUUACCUACGGGACGGUGCUUAAGCUGAUGCACGAGAGGACCAAGUUUAGACUGCAUUCUCACGAAGUACCGUAUGGGUCUGGCAGUGGGCAGCAAUCUGUUACGGGCUUUCCCAAUGUUGAUGAUUCUAAUAGUUACUGGAUUGUGAGGCCUGAACCAGAAACAUCAGCCAAGCAAGGUGACCCCAUCAAUAGCGGGACCAUUAUCCGAUUGCAACACAUGAGGACUAGAAAAUGGCUGCAUAGUCAUUUGCAUGCAUCUCCAAUAUCAGGCAACUUAGAGGUUAGCUGCUUUGGAGGUGAGAAUGAUUCCGAUACUGGGGAUUACUGGAGGCUUGUUAUUGAAGGGAGUGGGAAGACUUGGAAGCAAGAUCAAAGAAUUCGGCUUCAACAUGUUGACACUAGUGGCUACCUUCAUAGUCAUGACAAGAAAUACGCUCGAAUUGCUGGGGGACAGCAAGAGGUUUGUGGUCUCCGAGAAAAGCGUGCUGAUAAUAUUUGGUUGGCAACUGAAGGUGUCUACCUCCCUGUUAAUGAAAGCAAGUAGAUAUUAGUUUAUUCGAGAAUCAUUAACUUUAAAAAAAAGAAAAAACAGGUACUUGGGUUUUGAAUUUUUGGGGGCUUGUGCCUGCUUCUAUAAUAGCUGUAGAUGUCCUCCUUGAUGAAGGAAAAUACAUCAUACAUGUUCUUAUUUGGUGUUGAUGUUUAUCUUAUGCAAUGUAUGCCCUUAUAGCCGGGAAAAAUGCAGCUGUCAAUUCUAUGUUAACAUAAGUAUUUAUGAGUGAUGCAAGUUAUUAUGUGUUUAGGCUUGCA